AUGGUUCAACCAUCAUCAACUCAAGCCUUUUGGCUCAUUCUGUCUUUAGCACUGCUCGUCGCCGCCGCUCCCUCCCCCGACACCGUGACCGUAACCGCCGCCCCGUCGAUACCCUCCACAGCGCCGCAGUUCGUCGACGGCGACACAUUCACCUCCGCCAUCCUCAACAGCACAAACUUUUACCGCACCGAGCACAAUGCCUCGUGGAUACGGUGGAACGAGACGCUCGAGGACUUCGCAUCCGACUACCUCGACGACAUGGACGGCUGCGACUUCAAGCACUCGGGCGGGCCCUACGGCGAGAACCUCGCCAUCGGCUGCUCCGACGCCGAGGGCUGCGUGGAGAUGUGGGGCGACGAGCGGGAGGAGUACGACUACAAGGACCCGGACUUCAGCGAGAAGACGGGCCACUUUACGCAGCUGGUCUGGAAGAACACGACGACUGUGGGCUGCGGCCGGAAGCUGUGCGGCACCUCGGGCUGGUAUCUCGUCUGCGAGUACUGGCCACGGGGCAAUGUCAUUGGCGCCUUUGGAGAGGAGGUGAACAAGCAAGUGAACGGCACGGGGAGUUGGGGCUCGACGGUGCGGCCGCCACCGACGACGAGCUUUGGGUUUGCAUUGCUGGCGCUGGGUUUAUGGACGAUGCUAUGA
This is a messenger RNA of Phaeoacremonium minimum UCRPA7, 651 nucleotides long. Its product is annotated as putative scp-like extracellular protein. Bases 1 to 651 code for a protein of 216 amino acids. NCBI's taxonomy places the organism in Eukaryota, Fungi, Ascomycota, Sordariomycetes, Togniniales, Togniniaceae. The transcript has a single exon. Gene Ontology annotation, cellular component: extracellular region. The record is from RefSeq and is a predicted model, not a curated record.